Messenger RNA from Anguilla anguilla (European eel), 1153 nucleotides. RefSeq names its product pentraxin fusion protein-like. Bases 62 to 760 code for a protein of 232 amino acids. The record is from RefSeq and is a predicted model, not a curated record. Lineage: Eukaryota; Metazoa; Chordata; Actinopteri; Anguilliformes; Anguillidae. The transcript is spliced from 3 exons.
UUGCUUUAGCAGCAGGAGUAGUGUUACUCCGUUUUCAGCUGCCGGUCAAAUCAGACAUAAGAUGUUUCCACGCGGUGAACUGUGGGUGUUGGUGGCCACCAUCCUGCUCAGUGGUGUCGCUCUCUCAGCUGCUGAUGAAGGUCUGCUUGGGAAAGCCCUGGUGUUUCCCUAUGAGACAGUUGACAGCUACGCCAAACUGACACCCCAGAAGCCCCUGAAGCUCAAAGCCUUUACGCUCUGCAUGAACCUGGCCACGGAGCUGAAAGGCAGGAGAGAUGUCAUCCUGUUUGCGUACCGCACUCGAGACACUGACGAACUGAAUGUCUGGCGAGAGGCGGAUGGGCGAUUUUCCCUCUACCUGAGUGGACAGCCGGUGCUUUUUGACUUACCACCACUGACCACGUUGAAGACCCAGAUGUGCAUCACUUGGGAAUCCACCACAGGUCUGUCUGCUUUCUGGGUGGAUGGCAAGCGAAGCGUUAGGAAGGUGCACAAACCUGGACACACGACUAAUCCCAACGGAGUCGCCAUUAUUGGACAGGACUUUGACAGUUUUGAUGGGAACUUUGACCCUCGUCAGAGUUUUGUUGGUGAAAUUUCUGAUGUUAACAUGUGGGACUAUGUCCUGCCUGAAAGUCAGAUUGUGGCAUUGCGUUCGUCUUGUGACAGCGUUCCCAAAGGUAAUAUUUUUGACUGGGACACCAUUCAGUACCAGAUCUAUGGGAGAGUAAUUGUUGCAUCUGACGAAUCUACAGUGUAAAUGUCAAGGCAACAUCGUCCAAGUCUGUGACAGUGCUCCUGAAAAAUAUACUUAAUCAGUGACGUGUUGUGAUUCACAGUUUAAAUUUGAUUGAAUUAAAAUGUCUAUAAUGGUUUCAGUGUAAGCAGAUUCCAUUAACUUACACUUUUGAAUUACAAGGGGUUUCUGUAUUCUUACUGUUCUUUUGCUUUCGUGUCACAGGUCUGUAAGAUCAUAAAUUACAUUUCUCAGCCAAAAAGUCUUCUCUGCACUUCUAUGAAUUAGACGCCAUUUGUGUGUUGAAAUAUUUUCAUAACAGAUUCCCAACUUUGUAGGCAUUCAGUGUAAAACUAUUUCAAUCAAUGCAUGUCUGCUUGUCUUUCUAAAACCAAUUAAAACAUUUUGCUGUCUAGU